Messenger RNA from Suillus paluster, 699 nucleotides. RefSeq lists its product as uncharacterized. Gene Ontology annotation, molecular function: protein-disulfide reductase [NAD(P)H] activity. Bases 40 to 387 code for a protein of 115 amino acids. The record is from RefSeq and is a predicted model, not a curated record. Gene Ontology annotation, cellular component: cytosol. Lineage: Eukaryota; Fungi; Basidiomycota; Agaricomycetes; Boletales; Suillaceae. The transcript is spliced from 4 exons.
UGGACGUGUUUUACCGGUUUUCCUACUGCCCUUGGAUAAAUGCCGCUCCGUGAAGUCGAAUUCCCUUCCGAUCCUAAAGAUCUGGAACACACGACAGAACAGUUUUUGAUUUUCUACUCCUCGCGCAUAAAUGGGCAGCUAUGGUGUCCCGACUGUGUAGAAGUAGAUCGGACCAUCCAAGAUACCUUCGGCCCUGAGCAUGGGCCAUCCGCGGUGAUCGUCUAUGUUGGUCAAAAGCCUGAAUGGAAAACCCCAUCCAAUGUUUUCCGAGGCGAGCCCUGGCAAAUUACCUCGGUGCCCACGGUUAUCAAGGUGAAAGGCUCUGAAGUAGCUGGUCGACUCGACUCAGAGAUCAAUGCACGACUCGCUGAUUUCAUCCGAGGAUAAAGUGAUCGGGCCCCAUGAGUCAUGACGUCGAGUUUCAAAUACCAACUGGCCUUUGGAUUCAAUGUGUACAUAGUAGAAGCAACCGAAGGUCAAAAUUUUGAAUAAACUGAUGAAACUACUAAUCAAGGUCUGGCUACAAGAGACUAUGAAACUACUAGGAUGCGUUCCCUGACUUCCGCUCUUCUUCAAGACCCAUGCCGUCGGUACUAUGUCAUCUUUCCCCGAUUCUGAAUGAGCUCCAGUAUUGCCAUUGUCGAAACCAAGGACACGUCAGCCACAUCGGAGAAUAUGUAACCCGACAGUAGACACAUA